UCCAAACCCCACGUUAAUUGCACGUAUUUUUCUAUAUAACUGACAACCGCUCCUGAAACACAAAAUUCUAACAUUCCUUCACUUGCUCAUUAUCACUACAUACCCUCUCAAAUAAAAGUUAAAUUCUCUGUAGCAGCUACACAGAAUUUUCUCAUUUGUCUCUUAAAUUAAUUGCUUGGCGACGGUAAUAAUUAACUAUUAUCAUGGCUUUCACAUGUUUUCGUAACGUGAUAGUGUUCGUUAUGGCUAUUGUUUCUUCUCUUCAAUUCAUGCAUGUCUCAUCCAUGGAAUUCCAAGUUGGUGACACUACUGGUUGGGCAGUUCCUCCCGCAAAUGACACCGAUUUUUACAACAGUUGGGCUUCCGCCAUGAGGUUCAAAAUCGGCGACACUAUCCGUUUCAAGUACAAGAAGGAUUCAGUGAUGGAGGUGACGGAUAAAGAAUACAAGAAAUGCAACUCAACGCGCCCCAAUUUCUUUUCCAACACUGGGAACACAAUGUACACGUUGGAGCAUUCUGGUUAUUACUAUUUCGCGAGUGGAGCAGCAGGACACUGUGAGAGAGGACAGCGGAUGAUCGUAAGAGUUCUGGUCCAGGAUGUGAUCAAUGACGAAGCUACUUCUGCAGCAUCGCCUCCCACAUUGUCGUUGCCACUCUUUCAACAACUUUGCGCUCUUCAGUUUCUCUUCUUCAUUCUUGUUUCACUUGUCUAGCUAGCUUAGCUAGAUCUUUAAUUUUAAACAAUUUGUUGCAGCUUUAGCUAGUUUCUUGGACUAGUUAAUUAAUUUCCUAGUUGUUAAUUAUUUAGUACGACAUUGUUUUUCUUCUGGAUAGACAUACUUCUUUUGAAUGAAUUUUCUCUAGAUUAUAUCAA
Molecule: messenger RNA, 874 nt
Organism: Capsicum annuum
Lineage: Eukaryota; Viridiplantae; Streptophyta; Magnoliopsida; Solanales; Solanaceae
Product: stellacyanin
Exons: 2
Coding region: 204-713 (169 amino acids)
Cellular component (GO): plasma membrane
Molecular function (GO): electron transfer activity
Source: RefSeq, a predicted model, not a curated record